Molecule: messenger RNA, 1003 nt
Organism: Gallus gallus (chicken)
Lineage: Eukaryota; Metazoa; Chordata; Aves; Galliformes; Phasianidae
Gene: CAV3
Product: caveolin 3
Exons: 2
Coding region: 31-486 (151 amino acids)
Biological process (GO): regulation of membrane depolarization during cardiac muscle cell action potential; caveola assembly
Cellular component (GO): caveola
Molecular function (GO): connexin binding; transmembrane transporter binding; molecular adaptor activity
Source: RefSeq, marked validated
GCACUGCCCCAGCCCUGCAGCACCAGAGCCAUGGCUGAGGAGCAGAGAGAGCUGGAGGAGAGGAUCAUCAUCAAGGACCAGCACACCAAGGAGAUCGACCUGGUGAACAGAGAUCCAAAGAGGAUUAAUGAAGACGUUGUAAAGGUGGAUUUCGAGGAUGUGAUAGCUGAGCCCGUGGGGACGUACAGCUUUGAUGGUGUCUGGAAAGGCAGCUACACCACCUUCACCGUCAGCAAGUACUGGUGCUACCGGCUGCUCUCGGCCGUGCUGGGCAUCCCCCUGGCCGUGGUCUGGGGCUUCCUCUUCGCCCUCAUCUCCUUCUGCCACAUCUGGGCAGUGGUGCCCUGCAUCAAGAGCUACCUGAUCGAGAUCCAGUGUGUCAGCCGCAUCUACUCCCUCUGCAUCCACACCUUCUGCGAUCCGCUCUUCGAGGCGCUCUCCAAGAUCUGCAGUAACGUCAGGGUUAUGCUGCGGAAGGAAACCUAAAUCCCAGCAGCACCACAACCACUGUGUUGUGCCGGCCCCCGAGCAGCCACAGUGCACCCAUUGGGUCUCUACUGAUGCGCCGGGGCUCUGCACACAGCUGUCCUUAGGAUGUCAAGGACACAGAGGUGCUCGUGUGCUCUGCUGGCACUGCCCCAAAGUGCUGUGCUGAACCGGGGCCCAGGAGGCCUCCUUGUUCAGAUAUUAUUCUCAAUUUAAUCUUCCCUCAGCUCCCAACAAGUUCUUGAGGCCAAAGUCCCUCCCAGUGCAAUGCCACAGACAGAGGCACAGCUUGAAUGGUGCUCCUUUGCUGACAUGGGGUGGUGGAGCUCUGCUGCCCUCAGCAACGUAGCACUGAUGCUGCACAGCACUGCGCCUCAGGGUGGCUGCAGUUACAUGUAAUAAAGGAUAUUUGGAUGUUUGUAGGAAAAAAAAAUGUUUCCCAAAACACUUUAUCACAGGUAUUUUUUUAAAGGCUUUUGUUGGAAUGAAAAUAAUUUAAAACCAUGUUGGAAUUAUA